AUGGCUCGCCGUCCCGAGACCUUGCAAUUUUUGGCUGUCAUCGUGAUCGUAGUACAACAUUUCACUCAUUUGGUCGAAUGCGAAGACAAAAGGAUCGUAAUUUUCAUGCCCCGUCGGAUCAAGACGGUGCACCACCACCAUCACCACGUGGUACUGAUGGAUCCAAAGACGAAAACGAUGACGCACACAAAACCGUACUCUGAUAAGUCUUCGUCGUCGAUCAAGUCCUCGUCGGCCGAGUCAGACUACCAGCAGCAACGGGACCGCCAUCGUCAUUAUCAACGCCAACGGCAGCAGCAGCAGCAGCAAUCCGAGGAAGCCGAAAGUCAUCCUCUGUCGUACUUCCAACAACGGACAACCCUGAGGACCAGCGACCCGAACACAUCGCAGUAUCCGGUAUCGCAACUGCAACCUUCAGCGAUGCACUUACAGCCGUUGCAGACGUACCCAAGUUGGCCUCUCAGGCAGAAGAGGUCCAAAGUCAUAGCCAGACUGCUGUACACACAUGAUGAUUGA
Messenger RNA from Macrosiphum euphorbiae (potato aphid), 516 nucleotides. Lineage: Eukaryota; Metazoa; Arthropoda; Insecta; Hemiptera; Aphididae. The record is from the annotation of a GenBank genome assembly.